AUGUCCAAGAAAGAUCAUGGUCGAUGUUUCGUUUGUGAUGAUGCAGCAAUUGGAUUAAAUUUCGGUGUACCGACGUGUAUGCCUUGCAAAGCUUUCUUCCGUCGAAAUGCCACAAAACUCGGUGUCCAACAAUAUGUUUGCCAAAAUGACGGUGAUUGUAUAAUAUCGUACAAGUUUCGUCGAUCGUGUAAUUGCUGUCGAUUGGCGAAAUGCUUUCGAGUGGGAAUGGACAAGGGAAUGAUUCUAUCGGACGAAGAACGAGGUGCUCGUAAUCAACUAGUGGAAAUCAAUCGACUAAAGCGGGGAAAGAUUCCAAAACAACAAUGUGCCAAAUGGAUGCAACCAUCGCCUUUACUGAUCAUCUCAACGAAUCCUCUCUAUGGCCUUCGUCCGAAUGAUCAGGUUAUUCUUGGUAACAUCUUCGACGCAUAUGAAAACAAUUGUACAGUAGCAAAAAAUGUCCAAUUACAGCGCGUUCCAGACAUCCAAUACACCUCUCUACAUGAAUAUUGCAACGAGAUUUCCUUCGAAUUUCGAAGCUGUAUUCAAUUUCUGAAUCAUAUACCAGAAUUUGCUAGAUUUACCAUCGAUGAUAGAGUACGUUUGUUGAAGAAUCAUUUCGGUAUUAUAGCCAAUAUGAGUGGACCGAUGAUGCGUUUGAUGUCCUUGAAAAAUGCAAUUAUAACGUGGACAAAUGUUUUUGGUAUCGAAAUUGCUCAGCGUCUUCUAAAAUCCAGUGCACUGCUUCAAGCAUAUUUAAAUGACCCGAUGAUUUUGAAACUUCUUAUUGUUAUCCUGGUCCUCUCCAGUAGUAAUGGCCGUAAUCUUGAUUACAUUGAUAUAGACCAGAUUUGUGACGACCCAUUAGGUAUAUUUUCUGCUCAAAAUAUUUAUGUCGAGAUACUAUGGAGAUACAUUCUUUCGCGCUCGGCAAGUCACAAGCACGCAGUUCAAUUCUUUAACAAAUUAAUCAUAUGGGAAAUUGAACAGAUGGAUCCAAUAGUGAAGAAUAUGUGGCCAAAUUCGGCGGAAUUUGAAGAAAUCAUAGAUAUGGACAUUAUAGACGAUAGUGCUCUUUAA
Molecule: messenger RNA, 1080 nt
Organism: Adineta ricciae
Lineage: Eukaryota; Metazoa; Rotifera; Eurotatoria; Adinetida; Adinetidae
Source: the annotation of a GenBank genome assembly